Vitrella brassicaformis is the source of this 2895-nucleotide messenger RNA. The record is from the annotation of a GenBank genome assembly. Lineage: Eukaryota; Vitrellaceae.
GGUUUAUUCAAUGUGUGGUGAGUGGUCCGGUCCCAUGUACACUCGCUCAGAGACAUGCUCACGUCCAUUGACCUGUGAUACGGUGCCUGUAGACUGCAUUCAUACCACCAACAAAGGAAGGGAACCAACACGGGCACACAUGGGGCCAGCUCUUCGCAGGUCACAGACAGAGGCGCACAUGAAGAGAUCAGAGCUAACGUGCAUACGUUCACUCGCGACACAUGCACCACCGGCCAGCUGCAAAAAGGGCCGAUGAAGCGCACCAAACACACGUAUGCAUGGCAUGGAUGCUCUCCAUCCACAUGGAUCGAGGAGAAAAACACACCAUCGACCCAAUAAGACAAGGGCAGGGCAGGGCAGGGCGGCUCUGUCAGCCACCUGACGCGUACGUCACCUGCACACACACACGGGAACCAUGGCCAAGAUCCAUCCAUCUACGUGUAUGCACAUCCAAUGCAGCCGUGUGUGUGACGCUGCUCACUCACUGACUCACUCCGUGUUGGUCCACAAGAUGCGAUUCGUCUUCCAUCAUCUGCACCUGCAGCCGUGCCGCCGGCGAGCAGCUGGCGAUGGCAGCCAGCCGCGCCGCCCGAUGCACCUCCACAGAUGGAGGAGCCGUCAGCCGAAUGGGCAUCGUCAUGCGUCGAGUCAGCCGCAGCGCGGGGCUCUCGGUGCUGUCAUCUCCCCUUGCUUCCAUGUCGAUGGGGUGCGACAGAGUGCGCUGGAUGGGCUUGGAGGGCUCCUGGGGCUGCUGUUGCUGCUGGUGGUCCAGCUGCACCGAUUGGGGGAGGUGCUCGUGUGGUGCCGGCUGCUUUGGCGGCUUGUAAGUGCGGAUUGAGUAGAGGCACAUGAAGGUAAUGGGGAUGAGCAGGACGCCCAUGAGCUCAAAUGAGAGGGCGUAGUCGUUGUGCAGCAGCUCAACAAGGGGGGAGGCCACCAAGGGGCCCAGCAUCAGCCCGCCGUUGAAGGUCUGCUCCUCCAGUGCGAAGGCCUUCCCGUGGUCCUCAAUGCCCUCGUCGUGCAGCCAUGAAGCUACAGACACACACAACCACACACAGAUAUGCAGGACCACAAGCACCUCCUUUGUCCCCUCUGUGCGCGUCUGUGGGCGUGUCAGUCAAUGAGUCAGUGGCGUACAUGCGAAUGCGAAUGCGCUGGUCUCGGCGGACCCCAGCCCCACACCGAAGAGGGUCAGCACCGUCACCUGGAAUGUCGACAGAGACGACGAGGCCAGGGAGAACCCCAUCACAAUCGUGCACAGCGCGCACCACGCCGACGCAACCAAACAAAACAUCAUCGGACGCAGCAGAAACCUGCACACAUGGGACCUCUCUGCAGACAGACAGGAGCGUGGUCCACUUGUGUGUGGACGUACGUACCUGUCUAUGAGGAACCCGGUGGUCGGCCCGCAAGUGAUCUUAGCGAUGAAUUGCGGCAUGAACAGCGCGCCGGUGGCACUGGCAGAGAGGCCGUAGGCGUCCCGCCAAUAUAGCGGCAACAGGGCCUGUAGACAACGGCACACACAUGCCACCACAUGGUACAUCCUGGCUCGUACACGUAAGUGCGGAGACGCAUACCUGCAGAGCUGACGCCGCGGCCCACGGCAGAGUGACACACAGCAUUGCCGUGAUGAAAUGGACAUUGGCGAAGACGGCGUAACCCUGCCGCUUCGGCUUGUCCUCCUCUGUCAGCGGCACCACCAGAUCGGGCAGGCUGCGCAACACACAGGUGAUACGAUCUCGUUGUCUUGUGCACAAAUGGCCGUCGUCUCACUCACUCGUGUGCCAGCUGCUGCGCGUUGCUGCCCACUUCGGUGGGAAAGCGCCCGGUCGCCGCGAUGAAGACCACGGCGGCCAAGGAACCACAGGCAAGGACGAGCAUGACGCCCCACACGCACUUGCUGCCAGCAGCGUCGUAGAGGAAACCUCCAGCUGCCGGGCCGACAAUAGCGCCGACGUCACCCGUGAGCGCAAUGCCCACUGCGGUGGCCCUGUUGGACUUGUCCUAAGGUGAAUGGAGAGACACAAGCAAGAUACAACAUGCUUCACGCUGGCCAAGGCACGACACAAAGUGCCUCACGUGAGUGCGGGCCAGCGCCCCAAAGCCCGCCGGAUACAAAAUGGAUGACGCAAAACCCUGACACAUACAGACGGCAAGCAGAGACGAUAAUGCAGUGCACGUUUACGUGGCAUUCAGUGUGUCACCUGCAGCACUCUGGCGACGAUGUAAGACGCGAGGGAAUCCUAAAGCACAGAUGCACGCGGCACAGCGGUCAGCAGUGUACUCGGGACGAGGCAGGUAGGCAGGCAGGCAUGCACUCACCUUGAUAAGGUAACACAGGCCACCCAUCGCCAGCAGGGCGAACGGCACGACCAGCAUCUUCUUCCACCCCACCCUGACCAACAGACAGCGACAUCGAUUGCAGCAUUGACACGGCCGGCGUACCUGUCGAUGAUUAUUCCACCUGAACCAAUCCCAAACAGCCAGGGAAAUCCUGGAUGAAUGCACGAAUACACAUGAUCCCUUUGCUGAUUCGUACCGAUGGGCGCGAAACCGAUGGCAAUGAUUGGUCGUGCGAUGAAGAUGAGGCUGUGCAGAACGGGUGGAAGGCUGAGCGUCCGGGGGCUGACCGUAACAAUCACCGUCUGCACACAGAAUACAUAAGUGCCGAUAGAUGACACGACCCCCAGGACGUCGAAGGAGUCAACCGUUCGUCGCAUUGAUGCUACCUGGUACAUCAUGUCGGUGAAACAGCCAAACCACACAACCUGCACCACACACACACAACGUGAAGCACAUCUUCGCAUUCACACGGCCCUCGACUGCCUCUGCGCCUAUAUACAAUGACGAGGCCGUAGUGAAUGUCCUUCAUCGUCGAAAGCAGAUCAGAUGCCA